AACAUGACCACUGACAUCACCCGAACUGUUCAUUCACCGGACACCCAAAAGUCACUUUUUCUGGCUGAUUUUGCUCCGUCUUAUCGGACACAAAUCGUCCACUUCUCGCAGUCUGGCAGGAUCAAGGGAUGAGGGUUGGGGAUGGACAGGUUGCCGUGGAAACGGACUCCCAUCCCAUCAUUGAGCUGAUGAGCAGAAAACAAACUGUGGACACGGAAAAAACUUCUUUCAGCGGAGCAUCUGAGUAACUUUUAAUGUUUCUGCAGGGGUUUCGUGUGUCUUUGUGGUGUUAAAAUUGAAUCAGAGACAUGUCUGGGACCAAACCACCCCGUGAUGAGUUUCCGGACUCUGAUGCAGAGGACACAUCAGAGGAGCUGACAGAGGUGGUGUGUCUGGAGUCAGACCUGCAGGAUGGACAGAUGAAGGAGGUUGAAGUGGGAGAUCACAGCGUGCUGUUGACACGCAGCGAGGGCAAAUACAGUGCCAUUGGUAACCAGUGUACACACUACGGCGCUCCGCUCAGCAAAGGGGUUAUUUCAGGCCACACAGUGCGCUGCCCGUGGCAUGGCGCCUGUUUCAACGUCCAUACAGGAGAUCUGGAGGAGUUCCCCGGCAUGGACUGUUUACCCUGCCACAAGGUCAAAAUUCAAAACAGCAAAGUGUAUGUGUCUGUAAACAAAAAGACUCUCAGGCAGGAAAAAAGAGUAAAGAGUAUGGGAACUGCAGUACCAGGAGUUACUCACACUGUCCUGCUGCUGGGAGGAGGGGCUGCGUCAUUGAUCUGCGCCGAGACUCUGCGGCAGGAAAACUUCAGAGGCAGAAUCAUCAUGGUCACCAGAGACGACCUUCUACCUUACGACAAAACCCGACUCAGCAAGGUAAUGAAUGUGGAGAGCGAGAGUAUUCUGCUGAGGAGGAUGGAGUUUUUCCAUCAGUACGACAUUGAGGUGUGGCUCAGGAAAGAAGCGCUGUCAGUGGACACAGACAAGAAGACAGUCACAUUUCAUGAUGGUUCAGUCCAGAGCUAUGACCAGCUCCUCAUCUCAACAGGCUGCAGAGCAAAGGGUCUGGAUUUGCCCGGCAUGAAGCUGGACAACGUCAAGAUGUUGGAGACACCAGAGGACGCCCGGCAAAUCCACACAGCCUGUCUGGGCUGCAACGUCGUCCUCGUGGGAACCUCUUUUGUUGGCAUGGAAAUUGCAUCUUAUUUAAUAGACAAAGCAUCCAGCAUCACAGUGAUUGGCAGCAGUGAGCUGCCGUACCAGAACACACUGGGUCGUGAAGUUGGCAGAGUCACCAUGAUGAUGCUUUCAGAAAAAAAUGUGAGUUUCUACAUGAACGAUAUUGUGACAGAGGUCAGAGGUGUGGCUGGCAAGGUGAACGCGGUUGUGCUUAAAAAUGGAAAAGUUAUCCCAGCUGAUGUUUUGAUUGUUGGUAUUGGCAUCAAACCUAACUCAGAGUUCCUGCGGGGCAGCAAAAUACAGAUGGACUCAAAAAACUUUGUAACAGUCGACAAGCACAUGCACACCAAUGUCCCCGGUGUGUUCUGUGGGGGCGACCUGGCCACCUUCCCCCUGGCGAUGGCCAAAAACCAGCUGGUCAACAUCGGACACUGGCAGAUGGCACAAGCACAUGGGAGGAUAGCAGCUCUGAACAUGUUGGGUAAACCGACUGAACUCAGCUCAGUUCCUUUCUACUGGACCGUCCUACUGGGUACAACCAUCCGAUAUGCAGGCUAUGGGGAGGGAUACACUGACAUUGUAAUAAAAGGGAAGUUUGAGGACAGGAAGUUCCUGGCAUUGUACAUCAAGAAUGAUGAGGUCAUAGCAGCAGCGAGCCUAAACUACGACCCAGCAGUGUCUGCAGUAGCUGAGCGGUUCGCAGCAGGAAAAGUCAUCACGAAGAAAGAGGCUGAAUCAGAUGACCUGAGCUGGCUGCAGUUGUCCUGAUCUACACUUUCCUCCACUCAUCCGCUCAACACUUCAUCUGUACGAUGUCAACAUGCAGCCAGAAUGUCAUUCAUCCGUCUCUCCGUCACCACUGCUCUCACCAAGGACGAAGAGUUUGGAGACCUGCAUCAAAAUGUUCGAUUCAGAAGAGACAGACUUCACUGGUGGCGUGGUGUCAAAGCAGAAUCCACCGUGAAAUUUGUAUUUACAGUGUUGAAGUAUUCGAUUUAAACUGUACGUCAUACAGUCAGUGUUCGUGUGAGGGGGGACUCCACCAUGCAAACAACAGAUACCUCAGAGGAUGCAGCUUUUGAGACUUCUUUUGUAAUCUUAAUAUUUUUUAUUAUUUCAUUAGAUUUGAUUUUAUUUUUAUGGCUUUAUGUUUCCAGUAACGGUCAAGAGACAUCACAUUUAAGAUGCCUCAGUAAGUUCUCUGCUGUUAGUAUUUAAAAGGCGGCCCACUGCCCACUGCAGCUGUGUACGUGGUCCAGUCAGUGAGUCAGAGGGGGGAUUAGGAGAACAGAGGGGGGGUGUUCAGCUCUUUGAAGCAGAGAUGCUGAAAUAGGCAAUGGUAACAAAACACACCAACAGGGAACAAUCGGCCUUUCGACAAACAGCACACAAAGGCAGCAUGACGAAACCUUCACAAAAGAAAUGCUGUGUUUUCCUCUCGUUCUCCCCUCUGUCUCUCUGCUGGUUUAUCACUGUCUUUACCUCACACCUCUCUUUCCACAUUUAGCCCUCGCUUCACUCUCAGCGCCCUUCCUGUCAACAGCAUGCCUCAGUUCACUGCAUCCAGGGUUCAACUGGUGCAGACUUUUCAAGGCCAGUACUAGUUAUGAUAUUUUAGGAUUGAAGGUGCCAGUGGCUUAUAUUUUGUACUGAUGUUGUAUGUAAAAGAUUUGAAACUUUUUUAUUUUUUUUAUUUUUUUUGCUUAGGGAAAGUUUAACAAUAUUUAGAUCAUGAUCAACAUUUAAAUUCCAAAUGUUUCACACGUAUUUUAAUAGGGAGGGGUGAUGCAGAUAAAAUCUUCAAUCACGGUAUAUAUAGUUUAAUAUUUUCUGGAUAAUCAAUUGAGAAAUCAUUAAUUGAAAAAAUAACCAGACAGACUCAUUUAUUGACUAAUAGAGCAAGUUAAAUACCUGACAAAUCAAUCUUCAACAAAAAAAUAUAUUAAAAAAUGAUAUUUAUAUAGAUCCAGAUAAAUCCAAUAAUUUAUAUUGCCUACUGGUAUAUAUCAUCAUACAUGUUAAUUGAAUUGUUAAGGUCACAGAUCAUUAAGGAUAGCCUUCCACUCUUGAAGCUAAUUGUAACCUCACAUCUCUGGGAGAAUUGCAUUUACAGCAUUAUACUGUCAAGUGACAGCUUCAAAUUUAAAUGUAUCUACCGGGAACAGCUUUGCACCCUAACACACUGUUACAGUAAGUAAUUUAGCAUAUUAUGAAUUCUUGAGGUAAGAAAAAUAUCAGCUUUGUUCCCCUGAGAAAUUUUUAAGUGGAAGAUGUUCUUUGCCUCUUGUAAGAUUAAAAAGAAAAGUUACAGUGCUGAAUAUCAGUUCUCUUGUUAUUAACAGCUUUGUUAUCAAUGCAAAGUGAACCCUGAUCCCAUAACAGGGAUGUACUUGUCAUUUAAACUUUUUGUCCUGUGUUUCACAUUGUUCAUGCAUAAAAACAAUCUCAGGCACAACAGUACCGUAUCUUUUGCAUUCAUUGACUCGUCAGUGUUGGAGCAUCUGAUUCACUCAUGACUUUUCUGCCAUCUAUCGUCCAGCAGCGGUAGUGUUUCUAGGAUUUACUUUCACAUGGACAAACUGUCCGUCUUUGUAAAUUCAGUUCUAUAAUUAAAAAAAGUCACAUCA
Molecule: messenger RNA, 3808 nt
Organism: Siniperca chuatsi (mandarin fish)
Lineage: Eukaryota; Metazoa; Chordata; Actinopteri; Centrarchiformes; Sinipercidae
Gene: aifm5
Product: apoptosis inducing factor mitochondria associated 5
Exons: 19
Coding region: 309-1949 (546 amino acids)
Cellular component (GO): cytoplasm
Molecular function (GO): oxidoreductase activity, acting on NAD(P)H; flavin adenine dinucleotide binding; 2 iron, 2 sulfur cluster binding
Source: RefSeq, a predicted model, not a curated record